CAACCGGUCCUCUUCUCCAGUCCUCACCUCUUCUCUCAACUGUACAUUCACAUUCACCUCUCUCUGUCUCUCUCUCUAUAGCUACAAUUACCAACACGCACAUCGAAGAUACAGCUAUACACAUACUCCAUACGUACACAUAUGUAUGUGAAUUGAAUGUGGAAAAUGUAAUGUGUGUGCAAUUGAUAUGCUGAAUUUGAGGAAUUAGGGUUUCGAUUUUGUGUAGAAAAUGCCUUUAAACAGGUAUCAAAUACGGAAUGAGUACAGCUUGGCUGAUCCAGAGCUGUACAAAAGUGCAGAUAAAGAUGAUCCAGAAGCUCUACUUGAAGGCGUUGCUAUGGCUGGCCUUGUCGGUGUUUUGCGCCAGCUUGGUGACCUCGCCGAGUUUGCUGCUGAGAUAUUCCAUGACUUGCAUGAAGAGGUGAUGGCAACUGCUGCAAGGGGCCAUAGUUUGACGGUCAGGGUCCAGCAGCUUGAAGCAGAAUUUCCUUUGAUUGAGAGGGCAUUCCUCUCACAGACCAAUCAUUCUUCCUUCUUCUAUAAUACUGGUACUGAUUGGCAUCCUAAUCUGCGAAUCGACCAAAAUAUGGUAACAAGGGAAGAUUUACCUCGAUUUGUAAUGGACUCAUAUGAAGAAUGCAGAGGUCCACCUCGCCUAUUCCUUCUAGACAAGUUCGAUGUUGCUGGAGCUGGAGCAUGUCUGAAACGUUAUACUGACCCUUCAUUCUUUAAGGUCGAGCCAUCCUUUUAUGCAUUCUCAUCUUCAGAUGUUCAGAGGGAAAAGAAAACUCGCAAGACAAAGAAGAGAGGUUCACGCUGGAGAAAUGGGGAGACACCUGAGGUGUUGCCUACAUCGCAUGCCAAACUCCAUCAGCUGUUCUUGGAGGAACGCAUUGAAAACGGUAUAAAUGUUCCUGCACAUCGCGUGAAAUUGAAAAGAAAGCUAAAUGGAUUUCCAUUUCACUCGAAAACUGGAAAGAGCUAUAUGCACAAGUUCUUGGAAUCUUCUUCACCAGAACAUAAAGUAGUACAUGAAGUCGGUAUUGAUUCAUCACCUUUGAGAUUGACAUCGACUGAUGCUUAUGAAACUUUGACGGACACUGAAGAUAUUAGACCACCGAGUCCUGAUAAGGAGGUGAUGCAGAGAAACAAGAGUGCAUCUUUAUCUCCAUCUCCACCACAAAGUGAAGAGCGCACUGCUCUGAAACCAUGCGUAGAUGAGGAUCUCUCCCACUGUCGAGUUCGAGGAAUUUCCAGACGAAGCCAUAAAUCACAAUCAACAGAUAUCUUGCCUUCUACUCAUAGCGUGGUUGAUGAAAAGGAAAUAGCAGUGGAUGGAGAAAGCCGAACAGAAAGAGGUAUUGGUUACGAGUCUGAUGAUGUUGCAAGUGAAAUAGAUAAUUAUGUCGAUGCCCUAACUACAAUGGAGUCAGAACUAGAAACAGACUCCGAGCAGAGAGCCAAAAGGGAUUUGCACUUCUUGAACAGCAAAAAGCAAGUGUUAGGCCUGUCUUCUAGCAGUGAAAAGCUUCAAGCUCAAUCUUCAGAUUCUCAUUCAAUGGAGAACUCUACAGUAUCUGAUGAUGGGAAUAGUUAUUCUAAGAAAGAAAUAUCUAGUUUUUCUUGUUCUGAUUCCCCUAGCACUUCUGUUGAGAGUGUCCUUUUAGAGAGCAAAAUUUCUAGUAAGGGAGCUAAGAUCUCUGAUACUUCAUGUGAGCAGCCAUCUGUUAAUGAGGCGAUUCAAUUACCCCAGCCUCCAGAAGAUGGUGAUUAUGAUAACAAAUGCAUUAUGGUAGCUAGGGAACCCAGUGGCAGUUGUGACUCUGGUGAGCCAACUACUACCCUAAAUUUUACAGAUUCAACUCAUGUGCCAAUACAUGCUUAUGCAGGAAUAUUUGUGGAAGUUGCAGGGAUGAGAGCUGAAACAAAUGAAAAUUUUGUUGCCCAUGGCAAGAGUGAAAAUCCUUUAACUAGCAUUGCAGAAGAUGCAGCAGAUUUGCAUGUCAGUCCACCCCAUGCUCCUGUUAUCCUUAAUGCUCCAGAACAGAAUGGCGAUGAUUCACCAUCUAGAGCAUCCAUUGAAGUCAAGCUAACAGAUGAUUUGGUUGAUGGAAAUUGUGAGAACGUGUCUUGUGCAUCAAAUCAGUCUGAAAUUCCUUGGCACGCCAGCAAUAACUUGCCACAAUCAAAAUCCCCUGUAAUCCAGAAUGAAAGCAAUUUACACAAUGAUAUGAAUCUGGUUAAUAAUCUUCCCUUUACUUCUGAGCUCCUUAAUGUUCCUUCUGAAGAUAGGUGUGAGUUAUUGUCUUCUGAUUAUCAGCAGUUGCCCAAUUUGGAUGGUGAGGAUCCAUCGCUACGUGAUGAUUCAACCUCCUUAUAUAAUCUUUCUAAUUGUCCUUCAUCGAAAGAAGCUGAUACCUCACCUUCGGUGUUGGUUGUAAACCAUCCAAACCAUCUGGAUGGUCUAGACAAUGAGAAUUCUAAUGGUAGUUCUGAUGGUUCAGUUCAAAUACCAGAUAUAUUGGGUGCUUCGUACAAAGAAUGUGGCAACCACUCAUGGUUUACCAUGUCUCAUGAUGAAACUGCAGAAGAUACAUGCAUGCAAAAGCCACAUAGCCUGAGUACCACAGAGAUUGAAGCUGGUGAUGCCGAUGAAGAGCAUGAAGAGGCGUGUGGGGCAUUCAGUGAUGCAGUUACGUCUGAGCCAGGAGACCUCUGUAAGAACAGUGGGGUAGAUGGCCUUGAUGUUGAUGCCCUGAACCCUCAGAUUUCAGAAACUGCAAACGAUAUUCAGCCACUUGAAUCUGGAAAAUUGGAUAUUUCAUGUUCUAGUCAGGAAAAUCUUGUCGAAGUUUCGAGUAUAACAAAAUUUGAGGAAAAGGGUAGUACUGCCCCCAGUGAGCUUUUGACUGCUAUCGGGUCCACUGGUUCGAUUACCUCUCCACAUCUCGAAUCAUUGACCAAGGAACCAAGACUUUCAGAUGAGACAGAAAAUAAGAUCGAUAAGUCUGAUGUCACAGAUGAGACUGCUUCUCCUCUUGCUGCCUUAGCUGAUAAAGAUGAUAUUGAUGGUCUAUACUCAUAUUUAGAUCACAAAAUUUCUUCAGAAGAAUCUGUUUGCUUAAUUGGACAUUCCAGCCAGAAUGAAUUGGAAAUUGAUCUACCUGAUAGCCAUGCAGAAUCAAAGUUUGAGAUGCAGAUAGCUGAUAUCCCGGAUUCUAACUCCUUUGUGUUUGAUGCAUCCAACUCUCAUCAUCCCGAGUCAGAAGCUCUUGACACUCUCUGUGGAAGCAAACUUUCUUAUGAUGCUGAAAACACAUUUGAUUUGAACUCUGCUUUGAGUCAACCACAAUUAAAAGUUUGUUGCUUGGAUACUGAAGAGGUAUCCUCCCAAAGGAGGAAUGUUGUUAACUCCACUGAAGAUGCUUCAUCUUCGCAAACUGUUUCCCUUGAAGAAGGAAAGGAUGAAGUAGAAGACAAUCAACUCAAUGAGGAAUUGCUGGACAAAGCUGAUUUGGAUCAAUCACCUCUCCUGGAACAAAUGCAGCCUUCAAGUCAUGUGGACCGAGCAUCUGAUGCUUCUUUACUAUCAUUGCUCGCAAGCCUUCCAAGUCAAGAUGUAGUCCCAGACGUUUUAGCCAACAGCAGCAAUCAAGAUCCUCAACCUUUGCUAACUGAUUACUGUGCAGAAGAGAGGGCUGAGUCAGCAAUCCAUGAGCAUGAUAAAAGGGAGGUGCUGGAUAGUGGUGAGGCAAAGUCAGAGCCAUUACCGCUGUUAACCCAGCGACAACUGGUGGAUUCCUUUGACCUUGAGCAAUCUGCUGAAGCUUCUUCAAUAUCUUCACCAACAGUUAGUCCCAGUCAUCCUUCAUUGCCUGAGCUUUUAUCACAGAGCAACCAAGAUAGUUUGUCAUCUUUGCACAAAAAAGAUGACGAAAUAGCAUGUAAAGAACCAGAAAAAGAGAGAUUGAUAGAUGAACAUGCAACUAAAGAGGGGCUGUUACCUCAGGUUGAAGAGGCAUGCCUCUCCAAUCAUGCUGACAUAGUAGGAGCCUUCAAUGCUUCAUCCGUACCUUUUGUAGCAAAUGUUCCUAGUCAACCUUCGGUUUCAAAUCCCUUACCUCUUAGCAACCAUAAUGUAAAUCCUUUUGAACACGGGAAUACGAUAAUUUCUACCUCUCCUGGCUUUGUCCUGCUUCCUGGUGAACCCCAGAUCGAUCUGCCAGAAAUGCCCCCAUUGCCUCCACUUCCUCCAAUUCAAUGGAGGAUUGGAAAACUACAUUCUUCCCCUGAUUUGGAUGAGGAGCCAACACAGCAUCAUAUAGGUGUCAAUUCAUCAAGUAUGGCAUCUAGCACUGAUCAGAAUGCUCAACCUGUGAAUCUAAACAUGCUGUCAGCUGAAGCUAUAGAGAGUACAGAACUUAUUGAUAUGUAUUCCUCUGAUAGCGUGGCGCAAUCAGGUUUGACUUCUCCACCCACAACUCUGUGUGGAAACAGUAGUGUUAGGUUUAUUCAUCCAGCUGAUAAACACUCCACUGAGACCCACUUUCCGUUGCCAGGUCAAUAUCAUGAGGUGCAGCCGCCUAGUUUGCAUGCUAUAAGAGGGGAAGCACAGCCUGCUAAUUAUAUCCCAGAUGUAACUUCUCUGGAUAAACCUCCUAUUGAUGCUUUGGGUUCAAGUGAAGAACUCUUCCAACCACAGAAUCAAGUUGCUCCAGAAUUGCUUUCAGAGGAACAAGGCUCUGCUCAUUUGGAAGGAAAUCUGCCAGAUAGUGAUGGAAUAAAACCAAAAGCAGCUCCUACAGAUGCUUCUGAGUCAUUAUCCCAUGAAACAUCCCAGUCCCAGCAUCAUCCCCUCCAUCAGUUAGCACCGGAGACUUGCUUAAACAGAUCCAAUCUUGAAGAGACCAUCACAAGUUUGGAGAGAAAUGUGGUGGCUCAUGGAACCGUUCUUCCAUCAUAUACAGGAAAUGCAAAGCCUGAUCAUAGCAUUCCAACUACAGAGGCAGAAAUUAUUUGGCCAGCUGUGGAGGAAGGAAACACUAAUGAGAUUCGCGCGGUGAAACUACAAAGACCACGGACUCCACUAAUUGACGAUCUUGCCGCGCAUGACAAAAGCAAAUUGAGGAAGGUUACAGAGCGGGUUAUUCCUGAAAUACAGAAGGUUGAUGAAAGAGAUUCUUUCUUGCAGCUGAGGAAGGUUCCAGAGCGAGUUAGGCCUGAAAUACAGAACGUUGAUGAAAGAGAUUCUCUCUUGGAACAAAUAAGGAAAAAAUCAUUCAAUCUGAAACCAACGGUUGCAACAAGGCCUAGUAUUCAGGGUCCUCUGACUAAUCUGAGAGUUGCUGCAAUUUUGGAGAAAGCAAAAACAAUUCGCCAGGCCUUUGCUGGAAGUGAUGAAGAGGAUGACGAGGAUUCUUGGAGUGAUUCAUGAAAAUUCUAGCACUAUGAUAAAUUGUUGGACACAUUCCUAGUGCCAUGGAUUCAGAAGAAUCUCAACCACAUUCUUAGUGAGUCAAGCUGAUGCUGAAAUAGAUUGGAAGUCUCUCUUGUCAAAAUAUUCUAUGCCUUUCUCUCCCCUUGUAAAAUUCUCUCUCCCUCUCCUCUCCCCCCCCCCCUCUCUCUAUCUCUAUCAUGUAGCCAAUUGUUAGUGUUGUCUCCACGUCAUAGUAUGGAAAGUAUAUUCAAUCAUGAGAUUGCGUGCAAGCGCUUUGUUAUUCAUUUUUCAUGUAAAGGCAGUUAUGUAUUUGCAGUUCCUGUUUACUAGUUUAGUGUAAAGGGCCUGGUCAAUUUUUGUAUCUACCAUAUAGUAGUGGCUUUGAUUUGUCCAAUAUUGAGAGAGUAUUUACACUGUAAGUGCUGAAAUUUAGUGUAUACUUUAAUCAAACAAUUCUGUUGUGUAUAAAAUACUGAUAUUUUGCCCAGGUUCUGGGACUUAAUAACACCUUUCUGUUACUUUGAUAGGAA
Molecule: messenger RNA, 5967 nt
Organism: Lycium ferocissimum
Lineage: Eukaryota; Viridiplantae; Streptophyta; Magnoliopsida; Solanales; Solanaceae
Product: protein SCAR2-like
Exons: 9
Coding region: 230-5434 (1734 amino acids)
Biological process (GO): positive regulation of Arp2/3 complex-mediated actin nucleation; actin cytoskeleton organization
Cellular component (GO): cytoskeleton
Molecular function (GO): actin binding; protein kinase A regulatory subunit binding; Arp2/3 complex binding
Source: RefSeq, a predicted model, not a curated record